Messenger RNA from Metopolophium dirhodum (rose-grain aphid), 2480 nucleotides. Its product is annotated as E3 SUMO-protein ligase PIAS2-like. Gene Ontology annotation, molecular function: transcription coregulator activity; zinc ion binding; SUMO ligase activity. The record is from RefSeq and is a predicted model, not a curated record. The coding region runs from base 430 to 2325 and encodes 631 amino acids. Gene Ontology annotation, biological process: regulation of transcription by RNA polymerase II; protein sumoylation. The transcript has 3 exons. NCBI's taxonomy places the organism in Eukaryota, Metazoa, Arthropoda, Insecta, Hemiptera, Aphididae.
UUAAUCGUAUGGUAACUUAACCUAACCGACCAAUCACAGCAAAGGAUUUGUAUACACAUCCAAAAAGUGGAAACACGCCUUUAGCGUGAGCGUCCCGUAACUAAAUUGUUGUAGGCUUGUUGCCUCAUUGUUAAUGAUUUUUUAUUGUUAUUCAUCAUCGUUACGACGUACGUGAUUUCACGUCCAAUUCGGCGUUCCACAGCGAUCAUUCUAGCAGCGACAACCGCUUUUCCGUACCUCACACUUUGUGUCUUUGGUACUAGGUACGCCAAAAUCAAAGUUUUCAUCAGAAGUGAAGUGUCAUGGUCAAAUGGUAGUCGGCUCGUCGUGUUAGAGCUUCCAACGACAAUCACAACCGUAUUGAUUGUUCAAAUUAAUUUUGGCGUACAGUUCAAUUUAAAGAAAAAAAGAAAUACUAUUACAGUGACUAUGAUGACCAACCAUGAUGAAGGUUAUAAAAAUAUGCUGGCUAGUUUCCGGACUAACGACCUGCAAACAUUAUUGGGAGCUUUUGGUCGAAAUAAAUCAGGACGAAAAUCUGACUUAAAAGAUAGGGCACUUGAAUUAUUAAGAACUAGACCAACUGGCUUUAACCAUGCGGCAUAUGUAUCAAAAAUAUAUGAAAUAUAUCGUUCCAUGCAAACAGAUUUGCCUAAUAAUAAUGAUAUUAUGAUGCGCAGCUUAUUACAAACCCAACAGAGACAAAUGAUGACCAUGGGGCAGAUACAGGCUCCACAACAAAGAAUGUACCAACCACCACCACAAUAUCCUCAACAGCCAAUGCAUAUGACCCGAGCUGGGUUACCACAGGUUAUGCCCCAAAUUCAAAGAGGCAUUAAUUAUAGUAAUUCCAUUGGAGCAAAUACUAUGGCUAACAAUAACAUUCAAUAUAUAUCGGGCAGUUAUCAGCCUUCUGUACCUCGUUCUAUUACAUCAUCUCAUUUGUCCUCAAAUCAACAAAUGAAUGUGGGGUCACAAGAUCCAUUGGGAUAUGAUAUGAAAGGAAUGCCAGGUGUAAAUAAUUCUUUUACUCCAUCUCCUGAAACUAUAGCCCAAAUCAAGUUCAAAAAAUUACCAUUUUAUGAGGUAAUUGACGAGGUUCUUCAGCCGACUUUUCUAGCUGGCACUGACAAGUGCACAUUACAGAACGUUCCUAGAGGUAUGAAAGAAACGCAAUUAAAAUUUUUUGUGUCACUUGAGAAUGUCAAUCUUGUUGCCAUGAAUCGUGAUGUUUCCCCAGGAAAAAAUGAUUAUAUUUAUCAAUUCCAGAUUCGAAUUAGUCAGUUAGUGGAACCUAUGACUAAUGAGGUAACAGAUUUUAUGCCUCUUGGACUACAAAUCCGGUUUGGUGCGAAAGCAUGUCCAUUACCACCUACUGCUCCUAAUACUCGGCCAGGAGCUGAAUCCAGACGAUCUCCAAGACCUAUAAAUUGCACUCAACUUAUCAAACUUUCUCCAAUCACUCCCAACGUGAUCAAUAUCAAUUGGACUCCUGAUGGAAAAAAUUACGUUAUGUCUAUUUAUCUGGUAAAAAGAUUAACUUCAGAAACCUUGAUACAAAGACUUCGAGAUAAAGGAGGUAGGAGUUCAGAACAGACCAAAAACUAUAUAAUUAAAAAAUUAGCAGAUGUGGAUCCAGAUUUGGCCACCACAUCGUAUCGAUUUUCCUUGGUGUGCCCAUUGGGUAAAAUCAGAAUGAAAAUGCCUGCCAAAUCUAUCCAUUGUGAUCAUUUACAAUGUUUUGAUGCUCACACAUUUAUAUUGAUGAACGAAAAAAAGCCUACUUGGAUGUGCCCUACAUGCAAUAAGCCCUGUUUGUAUGAUGACAUACAAAUAGAAAACUAUUUUUUGAAUGUUGUGUCUAGCCCAAAUUUAAAAGACAGUAGUAAGGAAAUUGAAAUUUUAGCUGAUGGCACAUGGAUAGUUUAUGAAGAAAAGAAAGAGACGAAAACCGCAAAUAGUACUCCUGAUGCAAAAUUAAAACCUAUUGAUUCUGUGGAUUUAGAUAGCGACGAAGAAAAAUCCUUUGAUAUGAAUGUAGAACACCCUGAAACUGAAACUGUCAAACACCAAGAAAAUGAAAACUUAUGCUUUGUUGAUUUGACAUUAAGUGACAAUGAAGAAGAACCACCAAAAGAAAAAGAUAAACAGGAAAAUGAGGCACAGGCCGCUAAUGCUAUACAACCAGUUACUGUAGUUGAUUUAAAACCACAAGCUCAAGUACAGCCGCAACAAGCUGUUACCAGUUCUGAGCAAGGAGUAGUAAUCGAAAUUGACAGUCCAUCCCCUCCUUCAAGUCCUAUUCCUACAACUGAAGCCCCAUAAUUUUUAUUAUUAUUGUAAGCAAAACAGUUUUAAAAUACAUCAAACUUUAACAUUUUUAUGAUAUUUAAGUUCUAUCCAUAUAGCAUAUAAGAUAAAAUUAAUUAUUAAAAUGUUAUAUUUAAUAAAUAUUAAGAUAAUAAUAUCCUUCUUUUUUA